Messenger RNA from Drosophila sechellia, 2202 nucleotides. RefSeq names its product Piezo-like (gene Pzl). Gene Ontology annotation, biological process: regulation of membrane potential; detection of mechanical stimulus; cellular response to mechanical stimulus. Bases 801 to 2087 code for a protein of 428 amino acids. The transcript has 5 exons. Gene Ontology annotation, molecular function: monoatomic cation channel activity; mechanosensitive monoatomic ion channel activity. Lineage: Eukaryota; Metazoa; Arthropoda; Insecta; Diptera; Drosophilidae. Gene Ontology annotation, cellular component: plasma membrane. The record is from RefSeq and is a predicted model, not a curated record.
GCGUUUUAGAUAAAAAAGUUAAAGUUUAAAGUUUAAAGUUUACAUGACGUUGCAAUCUGCUUGGCGAAUUGUAAAAUGGAAAGAUACUCGGCGAUAUAGAAUUGUCCGUGUUGAGUGACGAACGAUACAUAUUUUUGAAUUUAUUCUUUAAUAUCUAAGUGAUUGAAUCCGUUUUUACAGUCGAUUGAGUUGAAUGUUCAUUUCAUGCUUUAUUAAACGUAAGGGAAAGUGAUAUCUGAUUUGGACAUUGUUAAUAAGAUAUUGUUAAUUCGGCGUCCGUCUCGUUUUGUUGACCAAAAUAACUGGAUUUCUGUAUUCUGACUCGGAAGUCUGGAUGAUCGCGUCCACAUUUGGAAAUCUGCGCGAUCUAGAGUAUAUCAUUAUAUCGUUAGGAAUUAAGCGCAUUCCACUUUUGCACUUUUUUAACAUUGGAUUUUAAUGUUGCUUGUUAGUCAUUAUAACUAAUUUUUUAUUAUUAGCUUCAAAAAAUUUUAGAUUAUAUUUACUUCCACUAUAAUUCAUAGCAGUACAUAUUUCAUUAUUUACUUCCACAGCUAUGCACAUAUGUACAUAUAUGCGAGAGCUUACACACUUUACACAUGCUGGCUGCUCCCAUUUUUUCGCAGAGUGCGUUUGUUGGAAAUUCUUAAGCGAUGCGAACGAAAUUGUUACUUUGAACGCAUUACUAUAUACCUUUGAUAAUCAACAUUUAUUUUAUUUACCUAUUUGCCAUUUAGCACGAUAGAUGUAACAUUUCGUAUCCCUGUUCAGUUUCUACACUGCUAGAUUCUUGGAGUUACAUGGAAAUACCAUUUUUGUAUAUUCUGCGAACAAUGUUAGACUGGGUAUGCAUAGAUACAACUCUUACAGUAAUGGAAUGGAUAAAAAUGGAGGACAUUUUCCAGUCGGUGUUUAUUGUACGUUGCUAUAGGCAAAUGGAUACAGACUUUCCUGUUCUACGAGGAGAACCGAAAGCUUUGUAUUCAAAACUUCUAAUUGGUGGAACAAUUAUAUUAAUUCUCAUUGCCCUGAUUUGGAGUCCACUGUUCCUAUUUGCACUUGUUGGAACAGUCGGUAAGCCUAAUAUACCACAAAAGGCGGAUAUAGCAGUAAAAAUCAAUCAUUAUGAACCAAUAUAUGUUUCACAAAGCAAUUCCGACAUUCUUCAAUUUUCAAACUCCGAUUUUCAAAAGCUAACUAACCGUAUAAUUUUGGAUAACUAUGCAUCGGAUUCUAUGAUGCUUUAUGACGCGGUUGAUGUUACCGCUAUUAAGUUUUAUGAAAACUCCAUAUCUCUAUGGAAUAUGCCGCCACCUGAUAAAGAACGUUUAUUACAUGAUUUGAGUAAUGGUGCAAAAUUGGAUAUACACCUAACUCUUACAUUAAAAUGUAAUUUGACACCAGAAGCAGUAAUCUAUGAAACUACUUAUACACUAACGGAGAACAAAGUACAUACAAGGGAUAAGCUCAUAAGACUCAUGUCUGCCAAUUUUUCCAAUGAGAAAGUUAUUGUACCGAAUAUUUUACCAAAGUUUAUCACUGUUCAAAGACAACAAGCUAAUGCAAAAUUUAUAAAGGACUACGAUGGUAAAUUUAAACGCCCAAUAAUAUUGAAAAAAAAAAGAAAAAGUCAAGUGUACUGGUGGGAAAUGAAUGAUUAUUGCAACGAUAGAUUUUAUACGGAAAUUUUGUCAGCAUUACCAUUGAGUAAUUGUGAAAAUGGAAUCGUCCUGUACGUGUUUAAUGAUAAAUCCUUUCCGUCUGCUAUGAGUUUUUUAGAAAAAACUGGGAUUAUUGGACUGUAUACAACAUUUGUUUAUGUAGUCUCUAGAAUUAUCCGAUCCCUUAUUGCAAACAAUCACAGGCGAAUCAUGUUUGAAGAUUUGCCAUAUGUUGAUCGAGUCUUAAAGUUAUGCACCGAUAUAUAUUUAGUUCGUGAAACACAGGAAUAUCGGCUUGAAGAGGAUUUAUAUGGAAAACUUAUAUUUUUAUAUCGAUCUCCAGAAACACUAAUAAAAUGGACACGAUUUAAGGAAGAUAUUUCGGAAACUGCUCCUAGUUCCCAGCUGAGGAUUCAACGAAAUUAAUCUGCAACCUAUAGUAUGGAACUUGGGACGUAAAGUGUGAGAUCCUUGAUAUGUAUAACAAAUUCAUAAAUGGUAUAAUUAUUUAACAAAAAAUAAGAAAAUUCGAUUUCCUUUU